CUCCGCAUUUCACCUGACCUCAUCAUCGACAUCAUUGGUUUCUGUGUUCCCGACUCUGACACUUCACCUCCUGAUCUCCUGUUAUUUCCUCCUGAUAAUCUUCAUCUAACCUGAUACAUGCACGGACGUUGCUUGUGUAUAUAAGCAUCACGCUACCCUGUGAAUAUCACAUACAUCCACACAUACAUACUCUCUUAUCUCCUCUACAUACCACUUCUCCAUACCGCCAUACUACGAAACAAAGACAAUCCAGCAAAAUGACCGACAUCGACCAAACCUCUCUCGCUGCCUCCUCCAUCGAGCGCCGCAACUCCCUCGAAAAGCAUCUCCAGCACCGUCCUGACCCCGAGGAUCUGCGCAACAGACAUAUCCUUGUUGAUACGAAUAUGGCUCCGUCUUCGGAAACGGCUUUUCCGGGUACACUCGAGCGUCGACGGACUUCGGAUAGUUUGCAAAGACAUCUUGAGCAGAGGCCUGAGAGGGAGGAGUUGGUUGAGCGAAACAUCCUCCCCUCCGUGAACGCAGCACCGGCCAUCCAAGCCCAAGCGCGCGAGUUACAGAAACACAUGCGUGCGGAUAGUCUCGAGCAGAAGAUUCAACAUCGCCCGCAGCCGGAGAUGCUUAUUGCGCAGGGGAUUCUGGAGGAGAGUGAGGAUCCUAGGAGCCCUACUAAUUAAGCCCCUAUCUUGUGUCCCUGCGUACUCCGUAUGGAUGGGAUUGGCAAUGUUCAUGACUUAUGAUU
This is a messenger RNA of Aspergillus ruber CBS 135680, 742 nucleotides long. RefSeq names its product RPEL repeat-containing protein. Bases 258 to 677 code for a protein of 139 amino acids. Lineage: Eukaryota; Fungi; Ascomycota; Eurotiomycetes; Eurotiales; Aspergillaceae. The record is from RefSeq and is a predicted model, not a curated record. The transcript has 3 exons.